Phyllopteryx taeniolatus (common seadragon) is the source of this 7545-nucleotide messenger RNA. Its product is annotated as vang-like protein 1. Gene Ontology annotation, biological process: multicellular organism development. The transcript has 8 exons. Lineage: Eukaryota; Metazoa; Chordata; Actinopteri; Syngnathiformes; Syngnathidae. Bases 4599 to 6437 code for a protein of 612 amino acids. Gene Ontology annotation, cellular component: plasma membrane. The record is from RefSeq and is a predicted model, not a curated record.
UAAAUAAUACAAUUGUAAAUUAUAUUUUAUUUUCAUUUUAGUACUAAAAUAAACUUGGCAUUUUCACUUUUUUUUUUUUUACGUCAUCUACAAAUUUUCUUCAUCCAUGAAUGACCUGGCCAUCUCUCUGUAAAAACAAAUUGAAAAAAAUAAUAAUUUGUCCCUUGAGCAAUUUUUACCCCAACCCUUAUCUAUUGUAAUGUGAGAAUGUAGCAUAAAAUUAUCAUUUUGCCCACCGGAAUACAGUACUGUUAAAAAGUAUAGACCCAAGAAAUAACCUGUAACAUUUCAAUGAGAAUGCAGUGUGAAUGUGAAUAACCAGCUCGUUUGCACGUUUUGAUGCAAGAAAUGGAUUAGUGGACUAGUAGUUGACAGAAAGCUAAUAUUCUAAAGCAUUUAUUAAGCGGCAGCAUGUGACCCCUCAGCGCUGACGCCGACUUCACGCGCCUCCGCCGGGGGCCGCAAACUGCCUGUCGUCCGCAUUUCAUUCGUAGAAAGCUUUUGACUGAUCGUGUGGAACGUGAUGGAGCCCAUCAGAACGGGCGCCGUGGCAACCAGGCAUGUGAUGAAGUGCGAGGCUGAUCCGGGUCAUUUCAGGUGCCGGAAUUGCAUUCACGGAAUCUCGCAUUCCGAACCUCACUCUGACUCUCUUGGCCCCGUUUGGAGGCCCAAAAGUUACCGGAGCUGAGGAAGCUUAUUGACUUAUCAUUCGUAUUCGUGUUACGUUGUGUACAAAAGUGGGGCGGCACGGCUGUGAAUAUGGGAAUAGAUCAUAAUCUGAGGUUAUCAUCUAGUCCCCAAGAUGAAAAAAAUAAUAAUAAUCAGAUGAUGACGUCAUCAAUGCCGUAGACAAGUAUUUGGGGGGCAAGACUCGAGCUUCUAUGAAGACGGGAACCUGCAAUAAGCGUGCAGGCUUAUAAGGGAAAUAAACGAGUAUAUUUACGCGCACUCGCUUAAUUUCGCAAAUAGAAGCCGCUUUAGUCGAGUAACAAAAGUCAGACUGUAUACAGUCGCUCAUUUACACGCCUUUAAAAUCAGGCUUGUUUCAGUAAGACAAGAAAUAGGGUGUGUAAAGUGCCAUUAGCGUCUGUUUGACCCUGGAACAGAUUCUUUCUAUUUCCAUUACCUCCUAUGGGAAAAAUAUGUUUUGGUUUGGCAUUAGAGGUUCCACUGUGUACGUCUAACGCUAACAUCGGAAUACUCCACUGCCGCUAAUCUGCUUCUUGUUGAAUGUGGUUAUUUGAAAAUACCGUUGACGUGGUUUAGUCUCAAGAAUUUUUGCCGUCCGUGCGAAACGUAUCCAGUAAAAUCGGAAAGAUGUGCGUCAUGUGACCUUACAAAUCUGGACCUUGUAGCGUGUAAUAGUCGUGCAAUAGCGCAUGAAUAAUGUGCAUUCUGUCUUUUUGGAAGGCUGCCUGGCGAGCGGACGUGCUCACGCGUGACGACGGGACUUCCUCACCCGCUAAAUAAACACACUAACGAGUGUUUGUUUUACAUUAGUGUCACUUUCUCGCUCGUCACUGUCUUCCCGGCGCGCUCGACCGCAAGCAUCCGCGCUCACGCAUCGCCGGACAUCACGCCGUGCACUACUGUAAAUGUCUCCGAGGAAAACGAGCAUUUGAGCGAUUCUUGUUUUUGAGGGAUUUGCCGUUGCGAGACCGGGAAGUGCAUCUGGAGUCCCGCGUUGGCGUUAUGAUUAAUAUGAAUCUGCCGGUUUGAAAGUGAUAGUGUUUCUUUCCCCGCGGCGGCCAUUUUUUCCGCGUGGCCUGGUUCGACGCCAGCGCUCGCUCGCCUUGGCCCACAUUCCGCUUGCUCUGGCCCAGAGGUCGGCACCCGGGAGGGGGGGCUAACUGUUUUUAAUGAAAUCAUCAGCUUAUUCAUUUAACCGUGCGGCUGCUGGGUGUGAUGCGAGGCCAUUGUGUGUGCGCUGUAACCCCCCCCCCCCACACACACACACACACACACAACCACACACAUUCAGCCCCCGCUCACACGCGUACACACACGUCUAUCCUGCACACCUCUCAGUGUGAUUGAUUGUUAUUGCUUAAUCGGGGGGCCCCCUGAUUCCGGCGUUGCCACGGCAACAGCGGACGCUGCAGAUGUGGGCCGGGAUGAGACACAGACACUAAAUGUAAUGUAAUGGCGCCACAUUCGACUGGGGUGCGUUUAAUUACAUUAGGUACACCUGCAUAAACAGUAUCAGAAGCGCUGACCAACAUUUAAAACCUCCAUUCUCAUCUAUGUUCAGUGAAAUUGUAUUCAAACAUUCCUAACAAUCUGUUCUCUUCAUUCCGUAGCAUUUCUCUUGGUUACACUGCUUCCAGCAUAUGCACGCGGGCGUUCCAUUUUUCAUCCAAUCAGACUUCAGCCUGUGUUGCCAUGUCAAUGUAAUCUGCCCAGGGCAUUCAGAAUCAGCAGUGCUGCCCGAUGUAACGUAAACUACGUUGGCAACGGGUCUAUUAGUCAACUUUCAAAAUGAUGCCGGCAUUUUUCUGCCCUACGAUUGGCGGGUCAGUGCAAGCCAAGUCCGACUAGCAAAACACCUCGAUAGCGUUUGCACACCUGAAAACUUUUUUUUUUUGUUUUUUUUAAAUCAGCAUCUCUGGUGAGUACGAUGUCGUUUUGGUCACGUUAUCGAUAAAUAUUACUUCUGACCUGCUACAGAUGAUAUGCGUAGUACAGUUGAGCGCUGUUAUAUUGGGUUUUAUAGUUUUAACGGGUUCCAUAAUUGUUAGAAAUGGGAAUCGGCCCAGGUACCAUAAAUGCCACUACUGCGCAGUCUACAAAGCAAGAUGAUUCUGGUUUUCAAAAAUUCUAAUAAUAAUAAUAUCGUUUUGAAUUGUACGGCCAAAAACAAGUUAAUGGGAAGGAGCAUGUCUAACCAGAGAUGACGUACAGCUUGUAUAGACAAUAAUCUCCCGCUGUAGAUAUACAAGAGUGGGCUCGUAAUGGCGAUACACAGGCGGCUGCCAUGACAACGGCGGGGAGACAGACAGCGUAAUGAACGGUCGUGGACGGCCGAGCGGCGGCACGUCAGCGUGCACGCAAAUGGAAAGGACAGCCUGGAGUCCGAGACGUACGAGAUGAAUAAAACAUGAGUGUCAUUAAACGCACACUUGAAUCUCACUGCUGCCUCAGUCAAGCAUCUGUGCCUUUUUUUUUUUUUUUUUUUUUUUUUUUUGGAAAGUUCUGAUUUAUUUCCUUGACGCCGACAAGUCGGAGUGUAAUGUAAGUGCUCUGGUCCUUUGCCUGGAUUACAUUCAGCGUCCUCAAAAUUAAGUACAGCAACACAAUGCGACGAUUCUGACUUGACAAAGAUAAUAAUGUUUAGUUUUGAUGGACACUUGUUUAAUAAUUGGGUUUAAGAUGGGAAGUUAGGCUUUCAAGCCAGUAUUAGGGUAUGAAGUAAGUGUACAGCAUUUUAUGCUUAAUUUCGGGUUUGGACUUCAAAUUAGGGGAAAGGUUUUGAGUUAGGGCUUGAAAUUUGGAUUUUGAAACCAGAUUUAGGGCUUCAAUUUAAGGUUUCAAGUUAGAGUUAGGUUUUCGAGCAAGUGUUGGGGUUUCAAGACAAUGUUGGGGUCUCAGCAUAGAGUUUGAAAUUAGGGUUUUAAUCCUGGAUUAGCAUUUCAAAUUAGGUUAAGCCUUUGAAGCCAUGGGGCGAACAAGAUUUAAGGUUUCAAAUUAGGGUUGGGGUUUUUAAUUAGGGUUUGAAGCCAAUGUUGGGGUUUCAAGUUGUGGUUAGGAUUUCAGGUUAGGGCAAAGGUUUUGAAUUAGGGUUUCAAAUGGGAGGUUUAAGCCAGUGUUAGGGUUAGAAAAAAAGGGUUGGGGUUUCAAGCCAAGGUUAAGGUUUUAAGAAAGGCUUUGAAAUGAGGGUUUCAAGCCAUGGGUCAAGGGUUUCAAGACAAUAGGUCUCACGUUAGGGUUAGAGUUUUUUAAGUUUGGGUUCCAAUACAGUGUUUUAGUGUUUCAAAUUAGUUUUAAGACAGUGUUAGGGUUUCAAGGAAAGGUUAGGGCUUCAAGUUAGUGUUUUAAAUUAGGGUUUCAAGGCAAUGUUAGGGUUAAUAUUUUUGGUUUCAAAUUAGGGUUUCAAGACAGGGUUCGGAUUUCAAGUCUUGGUUAGAUUUCAAGUAAGAUUUAGGGUUGAAUGAUUAGGGUUUCAAAUUAAGGUUUCAAGAUAGGCUUAGGGGUUUCAAAUUAGAGUCGCAAGUUUGUGUUUCUUGCUGGGGAGAAGGGUUCAAGUUAAGGUGUCAAAUAAAUUCAUAAAGGAGUAAAAAGGCAAAGAAUUCCAAAUGGGAAGCAAAAGUAACAACGUAUGCGUUUGACGUGCGUUUUCUUGAUUUAUAGUUUAUGAAUCAUUUUCCGAAUAGCAUAAUUGGCCAAGUCAAUUUGGAACAUUUUUGGAAAACGCAAAAAGAAAAAACUAAUUCAACAAACAAGAAGAGUGCGGUUACCUCGAUUUGACCUUUGCCGAUUACAUUGACCUGGAUGACUACACGGGCAUAAAGAAAAAAACAAUUAUCAGCAAGCAUCUUUUUCUUGAUAUUGUUACAGUAAGUUAAAAAUGACUCGGGCAGUUAUGCCGUUCGACGAACGAAAUGUCGUUGUACAAAUGUAACUGGUGUCGACGGUGCUGGUGUGUGCGUGUAUUUGUGUUUCAGGUCACUGCGGUUGCCAAAGAGGUUGUACAAGAUUGUAGUCAGUGGCUUUGGAUUCCUGAGGUCUUUUAUAGGCCUGUUUCCAUAGCAACCGCCCCAGUCUUCCCGAGGACCACCGGCAAACGUCUUCCUCCGCAGAAAGAAACUUACCCCGGAAUGGACACCGAGUCGACCCACUCGGGCUACUCCAGCCGCUCGGGGAGGUCAAACCGGCACGGCGAGCGAGGCCGCGAACGUCACAAGGCCAGCGGCAGUAAAGACAGCAGCCGCUCGGAGAAAUCGGUCAUCAUCAACCCCCCGGAGACGUCCUCCCAGGAUUCGCCGGUGCACAACGGCGAGCCGCUGCCGGGGGAGCCCUCGCCAGGGGCGGCGGAUCUUGGAGAAGAGGGCCAGGAUGAUAAUUGGGGGGAAACCACCACCGCAGUGACAGGCACCUCGGAGCUGAGCAUUUCCCAGGAGGAAGUGGUGGGCUUGGGCAAGAGCAUACAGGACCGGACCCGAGGCUUCCGCCGUUAUCUCCCCUUAGCUGUGGGCCUCUGCGGGGGUCUGCUGGUGCUGGCCACCCCGCUGGUCUUCCUGCUCCUGCCCGUAAUAAUGUGGCCCGAAAGACUGCAGCCUUGCGGCGCCGCCUGCGAGGGUCUCUUCCUGUCCCUCUCCUUCAAGCUCCUCAUGCUCCUCACGGCCAUCUGGGCGCUGUUUCUCCGGCCGGCCCGCGCCAGUCUGCCGAGAGUGUGCGCGUGCCGCGCCUUCCUCACCACGCUCACCCUCCUGCUCACCAUGUCCUACUGGCUCUUCUACGGCGUCAGGAUCCUCGAUGCGCAGGACGAGGACUACCACGGUGUGGUCCAGUUCGCCGUGUCCCUGGUGGACUCGCAACUCUUUGUCCACUACCUGGCGGUGGUGCUGCUGGAGCUCCGUCACCUGCGACCGUGCUACAGCGUGUGCGUCAUCCGCUCCACCGACGGAGAGACGCGUCACUACAACAUUGGACAGCUCAGCAUUCAGAACGCAGCUCUCACCGUCUUGGAGUAUUACUACCGAGAUUUCCCGCUCCACAACCCGGCGCUCCUCUCGGCCUCCAAGCACCGCGCCUCCAAGCACCUGGCCGGAUUAAAAGUUUACAACGUUGACGCUCCCGGGAGCGCGGCGGGGGCGCCGCCCGCUAAUGGAAACCAGUCCCAGGCUACGAUCGCGGCCGCCGCCAAACGUAAAGACAGCGCCCAUAAUGAGCUGUACUACGAGGAGGCCGACUACGAGAGACGAGUACGCAAACGGAAAGCCAGGUUGGUGGUGGCCGUGGAGGAGGCUUUUACGCACGUGCGGCGCAUGAAGAAGGAGGACGAGCGCGCAACGCCAUCAGACAUCAUGGACGUGCGGGAAGCGGCUCUGGCCGUUUUCCCCUCCAUGGCCCGCGCCCUGCAGAAGUACCUCCGCACCACCAGGAGGCAGCAGUGUCACAGCAUGGAGAGCAUCCAGAAGCACCUGGCCUUCUGUCUCAUCAAUAACAUGAGCCCCAAGGCCUUCCUGGAGACGUACCUGUCCCCGGGCCCCACCCUGCAGUACGGCCCCGAGCGCUGGAUGGCCGACCAGUGGACUCUGGUGAGCGAGGCGUCGGUGACGAGCGGCGUCAAGGACGGCAGCGACUUUGUGCUCAGGUGUCUCGACUUCAAUCUCGCCGUCACCGUCAAGAGCAUCCCGUACAUCCGCGUGCGAGAGGAGUACGUGGACCCCAAAUCGCACAAGUUUGUGCUUCUGCUCCAGUCGGAAACUUCGGUUUAACGGCCGGUUGCUUCUCUGGACCUACACGACUCUUACAAUUACUGCAUUUACCUUCUCAAAAAAGGCUCUGUUUUUUUUCAUCUUUUGCAUACUCAAUCUGACAGAUGAGAAGAAAAUACCUGGAUUCUCUAUGUUGGCAUCCUGUAUGCACUUGAAAAAGACUCACUGUUGUGUUUGCAUGUGGAUGAUGAGUGUGUGACUUUUUGAGGAUGCAAAAAUGUGGUUUUGUGGGAAAACAUUUGUCAAAAGUGUGGCUGGGAAAAAAAAACAAAAAAAAGCACCAAAACCCAACUGCUAAUUUUGAAUUAGCCAUUGGUAUACAGUAUGUACAGUAUUUAUACGUGAACGUGCAUUAUUCCGUGCAUAAUUUUUAUAUUAAAACUGUGCAUUGCUUGAAUUUUAACUUUUUUUAUUUUUACUUUGUGCGGACAAAGAUUGUGAAUUUGGAUAUGACAUCAAACACUGGAAUCACCACAGUCGAUGUUUCACAUAUUUCAGUGUGUAGUAUAUGCUGUUUAUAUAUAUAUAUAUAUAUAUAUAUAUAUAUAUAUAUAUAUAUAUAUAAUUACAAUGACAUUUUUAUAUCUUAAAAGUAUUACAACACUUCUCAGCAGCAUGAGACUUCACAUAUUAUAUAUGAAUAUUCAGUGAUUACAGGGAACAUUUCUAAAAAAAAAAAUACAUGAUUAUUAUUUAUUUAUAUAUACGUUAUAUGGGUUUCUUUCAAUUGGGCAGAGUUUGGAUGUCAGCAGUCGUCAGUAUGAGCGUCUCAGUGCUGCUCCCUAUUGACCACUUUCACAAAGUGCACAUGUCAAAACUACAUUGAUUUGUAAGGGGAAAGUUUGUAUUUUUCAAUUUAAUCUUGGCAUUUUAUUGUUACGUACUGUUGUCACUUAUGUAGUUUAGCGUUUUAUAAUGUCGAUGACUGCACAUAGAUUGUCUUGACUUAAACAUUUAUCGCAAACUGUGUAUGCGUGUACUGUAUGUGUGUGUUAAGCAUUUGUUGUGACGCCUCUUUUGUACUACUGAACAUAAGGUCACAGAAGCUGUGUCUGAUUUGCAUUUGUUUAAAAAAAUAAGAGAAUUAAAAUGCAUUUGUACUAAUAUU